This is a messenger RNA of Gadus macrocephalus (Pacific cod), 10454 nucleotides long. It is a transcript of the gene zfhx4, whose product is annotated as zinc finger homeobox 4. The record is from RefSeq and is a predicted model, not a curated record. Gene Ontology annotation, molecular function: DNA-binding transcription factor activity, RNA polymerase II-specific; zinc ion binding; RNA polymerase II cis-regulatory region sequence-specific DNA binding. Lineage: Eukaryota; Metazoa; Chordata; Actinopteri; Gadiformes; Gadidae. Bases 16 to 7593 code for a protein of 2525 amino acids. Gene Ontology annotation, biological process: regulation of transcription by RNA polymerase II. Gene Ontology annotation, cellular component: nucleus. The transcript is spliced from 5 exons.
CUCGACUGUAAACAGAUGUACGAACUACGAACAAACUGUGAAUAUAAAUUACGCCGGCAUACAUUCUCAUUCUCACUGUACUCUUUUUUUUCCCCCCUGUCUCCGCCUAUUGUAGGAGUGAACGCCAUGUCUAAAGAGGUGACAGCCAGUAACGCCCUGUCCAAGCGCUCCCUCAUGCCCGACCGCCAGGUUGACAGCCCACCCAAGAGGCCCAAGUCCAACGAGGCAAAGAUCUCCGUCAGCGAGCAGGUCCAGCAGUGUCCGUACUGCAAUUACAGCAGCAAAGACGCCAACCGCAUGCAGCUUCAUGUGAUGUCCCAGCACUCGAUGCAGCCGGUGAUCCGCUGCCCACUGUGCCAGGACGUCCUGAGCAACAAGAUUCAUCUGCAGCUGCAUCUCACCCACCUGCACAGUGUGGCCCCAGACUGUGUGGAGAAACUGAUCAUGACCGUGGUCGGACCUGACACAAUGCCAACGCCAAACAAUAUAAUGCAUCCCGCUCCUGGACAAGAGAAGGCUCUUGCUUUGAUGGACACCCUCCCUGCCCUCUCUGAGGGCCCCGGGAAGUCUCAAGGAAACAACUCAAAGGAUGAACUGAUGCUCACCCAUGAGAAAACUGAAAUGGACCAGGCGGAAGAGCUGAAGCCCCCCAAGGAGGCCACUGAGGCCCCGGACUGGAAGAGGACCAGCGGGCACGGACACGAGAGCAAGUCCCCGGACAGCCUGCAGGACCAUCUCAACGAGCUCCAACGGCUCCAGCAGCAGCAGCAGCAGCUCUCAGUCUCUGACCGGCACGUGUACAAGUAUCGAUGCAACCACUGCAGCCUGGCCUUCAAGACCAUGCAGAAGCUUCAGAUCCAUUCCCAGUACCACGCCAUCCGAGCCGCCACCAUGUGCAGCCUUUGCCAGCGCAGCUUCAGGACCUUUAUGGCCCUGAGGAAGCACUUGGAGAACGGCCACCCUGAGCUGAGCGAGGCGGAGGUCCAGCAGCUCAUCGGAAGCCUGCCGGUGAACGGAGACAUUACCGAGAGUGAAGCGAGGGCCUUGGAGGAAGCUCAGGCCUUCGAACACGACUUGGACAAAGACGACGAGAUGGACCAAGAGGAGAAGCCCAGUCCUACAGGAAGUGACAGCAGCUCCUUGCUAGACGAAAUGGGAGCAGAACCAAAACGUACCCUACCCUUUAGAAAGGGGCCAAACUUUACAAUGGAGAAGUUUUUAGACCCUUCCCGACCCUACAAGUGCACAGUUUGCAAAGAGUCUUUUACUCAAAAGAAUAUACUGCUAGUCCACUAUAAUUCAGUUUCUCACCUGCACAAGCUAAAGAAGGUCCUGCAAGAAGCCUCAAGCCCAGUACCACAAGAAACAAGCAACAGCAUUGACAACAAACCGUUCAAAUGCAAUAUCUGCAACGUUGCCUACAGCCAAAGUUCAACCCUUGAGAUUCACAUGAGGUCCGUGCUACACCAGACCAAAGCCAGAACAGCCAAAAGCGAAAGCAGCAGCGGCAUCUCCGGAACUAGUGGCCCAGUGCCAGCAAAGAGCCCAGCGCCAUCCGCGCAAGGGUCCAGCAACAACCAAGACAGUGCUAGGAGUGGAACACCUUCUGCCAACAAAGAAAACUCAGUGGAAGCCAAAGAAAGUAACAGCAGCAGCAACAGCAACGCGAAACAAAGCACGACUACUGAUCACGUCUCGGCUCAGGCGAGCAGUCACCAGACCGCUCAGUCCAAUGCCCAGCUACAGAUGCAGCUCCAGCACGAGCUCCAGCAGCAGGCUGCCUUCUUCCAGCCUCAGUUCCUUAACCCGGCAUUCUUCCCCCAUUUCCCCAUGACUCCAGAGUCACUGCUGCAGUUCCAACAGCCCCAGUUCCUCUUCCCCUUUUACAUCCCGGGAGCAGAGUUCAACCUUAGCCCAGAGAUGGCGCUACACUCUGCAGCUGCGUUUGGCAUGCCUGGCCUCACUGGAUCGUUCCUGGAGGACUUGAAGCAGCAGAUGCAGCAGCAGCACGUGAUGCAGCAGGCUCAGCAACAGGCUCAGCAACAGCAGCAGCAGCAACAGCAGCAGCAACAACAGCAGCAGCAGCAUCAACAGCAGCAACAAGCCAACCAGAAUCACCUUCAGCAGCAAAAGAACCUGCAGAUGCAGAACCACAAAACCAAAAUGGAGCCUAGCGCUGUGUCUGUAUCUGACAUCCAAAUGUCCAGGGAGGCAGAAGAGCACCAUGAGAAACAUGAGGGCAGAGCAAAGACAGACAACGGAGGCGAGGCAGUCAAUGAUGGAGGAAAAGACAGCAAAGAGUCCAAAAAGUCCAAGUUCUCCGAGCCUUCAAUUCCCCCCCCGCGUAUCGUGUCAGGAGCUAGAGGAAACGCCGCCAAGGCCCUUUUGGAGAACUUUGGAUUUGAACUUGUUAUCCAGUACAAUGAGAACAGACAGAAAAACCAGAGGAAGAACAAAGAAGGAGGUGAACAAGUGGAGAUCAACAACGACAAGCUGGAGUGUGGCAUGUGCGGGAAACUCUUCUCUAACAUGCUGAUUCUCAAAAGCCACCAGGAGCACGUUCACAGCCAAUUUUUCCCCUAUGUUGAGCUUGAGAAGUUCGCCCAGCAGUACAGAGAGGCUUAUGACAAACUCUACCCCAUUAACCCUGCCUCACCUGAGACUCCCCCACCACCACCUCCUCCUCCGCCACCACCACCUCCCGCACCUGCACCGGUUACGGCUCCUCAGCCUCCACCGGCAUCGAUGAACAAACCACAAACCCCAGCGCCAUCACCUGUACCUGUUCAACAUCAGGUCUCACACCAGCCUUCCCACCAGGUGUCCCCACCCCAACCACCACCUCCUCCCCCGCCACCCCCUCCUCCCCCUCAACCCCAACAGGUGCAGCUCCAAGUGCCCAUGGAUAUGCCCAUGUUCUCCCCAAUGAUGAUGCAGUCUGUCCAACACCCAGGCCUGACCCUCCAGAUGCCUACUAUGGAGUCGCUGACGUCUGAUCUCACGCAGCUGUGUCAGCAGCAGCUGGGUCUCGACCCGAACUUCCUCCGGCAGUCCCAGUUCAAGCGUCCACGGACACGCAUCACUGACGACCAACUGAAGAUCCUCAGAGCUCAUUUUGACAUCAACAACUCUCCCAAUGAAGAGCAAAUUCAGGAGAUGUCAGAGAAGUCCGGUCUGCCCCAGAAGGUCAUCAAGCACUGGUUCCGUAACACCCUCUUCAAAGAGCGGCAGCGAAGCAAAGACUCACCGUACAACUUCAGUAUCCCUCCCAUGACUACAUUGGAAGAUAUACGAAUUGAACCGCAGAUGAAUGCGCUGGAAUACUACAGAACGGAAUCAGGAAUGAACAAGAGGUCCUCCCGGACCCGGUUCACUGAUUAUCAACUGAGAGUGCUUCAAGAUUUCUUUGACACCAAUGCCUAUCCUAAGGAUGAUGAGAUCGAGCAGCUGUCUACUGUGCUCAACCUCCCAACUCGUGUUAUAGUUGUGUGGUUUCAGAACGCCCGCCAAAAAGCCCGGAAGAGCUAUGAGAACCAGGCGGAUUGUAAGGACAAUGAGAAGAAAGAGCUGACCAAUGAGCGAUACAUCAGAACCAGCAACAUGCAGUACCAGUGUAAAAAGUGCAACAUCGUGUUCCCACGUAUCUUUGACCUUAUCACCCACCAGAAAAAGCAGUGUUACAAGGAUGAGGAUGAGGAAGGCAGUGAGGAAAUUCCCAUUGUGGAAUUCUUAGACACCAUAGAACCGGGACCGGCAAGGAUGAAGCAAAUGACUCCAGAGCCGCCCAAGCAGCUCCAGGCUACUAUCACCAACUCUGGCUCAAUCUCCCCUCUGAUGCCGUCUCCCCGUCCCAGCAUGGGGAAGACCUCCCCUAAGCCUGAGAUGACCCCUGAGGUGAAACCCAAGCAGACUGAGAGCGCGCCCUCGCCAGUGGUGAAGACACUGUCAGAGCCAAGACCAUCGAAGGCCUCGACACCUCAACCUCCGCCGCCGAAGCCAACCCAGUCGCAGAUGUCAAGGCCCCAUUCUCAACCGCAGUCAGCUGCAGUACCCUCAAGCUCCCUCUCACUGGCCCUGUCCUCACUGACAAACAGCCUCCCUCACCAGAUGCUGCAGUACCAGUGUGAUCAGUGUAAGAUUGCAUUCCCCAGCAUGGAAUUGUGGCAAGAACACCAGCAUAUGCAUUUCCUCGCUGCUCAAAAUCAAUUUCUUCAUUCCCAGUUUCUGGAAAGGCCGCUUGAUAUGCCCUAUAUGAUAUUUGACCCCAAUAACCCACUGAUGGCUAGCCAACUGUUGGCUGGAGGCCUCUCACAGAUGCCUUCUCAAAGCAGUUCCGGCCCGUCCUCUACACUUGGUUCGGGGUCAAUGAAAAGGAAACUUGACGAGAAGGAAGAAAAUGCCAAUGACAAAGACGGUGGGAACAGUAGUGAAGAACAACACAGAGACAAACGUCUGAGAACCACCAUCACACCCGAACAACUGGAGGUUCUUUAUGACAAAUACCUACUGGACUCUAACCCAACCCGAAAGAUGCUGGACCAUAUUGCUAGGGAGGUGGGUCUCAAGAAGAGAGUUGUGCAAGUCUGGUUCCAGAACACCCGUGCCAGGGAGAGAAAAGGGCAGUUCAGAGCGAUUGGGCCAUCCCAGUCCCACAAGAAAUGCCCCUUUUGCAGAGCACUAUUUAAGGCAAAAUCAGCCCUCGAUAGUCACAUACGCUCUCGACACUGGCAUGAGGCUAAACAGGCAGGCUUCAGUUUGCCCCCAAGCCCAAUGAUGAAUCAAGACAAUGAAAGAGGCGAAAGCCCAAAUAAGUACAACUUCUUUGAAUACCCCCAACUCCCUACUAAGACGGAGCCAAGUGACUAUGAGCUGCCGGCCGCGUCCUCCACUCCCGUCAAACCAACUGAAACACAGUUAAAAAACUUCUCCAGCCCUUCAUCCUUGCGAGCAGAACCUUGUGAUGAAACUGACGGGCCCAAUAUGAUUUCUGCCGAGGCCUCCUCUUAUGACCUUAACAAGAUGGACUUUGAUGAGACCUCGUCGAUAAAUACCGCCAUGAGCGACGUCACCACUGGAGACGAGGGGAACAACAAUGAAGUUGAAAACCUAACGGCCAAUGGCAGCGACAAGCUGGGAGACAGCAAAAGCAAUGCUGCCCCGAGCUCCAAUGGCGAUGAUGACCGCUUCCAGUUCAGCAUGGUGAGCCCUGCUCUCAGCUUCUGUGCAAAAGACUACGACUCUUACUUUAACUCCACGGACGAUAUGGACGAACUGAACGACAGGAGCGAAUGCUCCAGCUUGACUGACCCCAGCUCCCCUAGUCCAUUCGGAGGGUCGAACCCCUUCAAGUCGGGAAAAGGAAGCUGCAGCGGGGACAGACCAGGCCACAAGCGCUUCAGGACCCAGAUGAGUAACCUGCAGCUGAAGGUUCUCAAGGCCUGCUUCAGCGACUACCGCACUCCGACCAUGCAGGAGUGCGAGAUGCUCGGCAACGAGAUCGGACUUCCCAAGCGCGUGGUCCAGGUGUGGUUCCAGAACGCCCGCGCCAAAGAGAAGAAGUUCAAGAUAAACAUCGGAAAGCCAUUCAUGAUAAGUCAAGGGUCACCCGAGGGGCCUCGGCCCGAGUGUACCCUGUGCUGCGUGAAGUACACCGCACGGAUGUCGGUGCGUGACCACAUCUUCUCCAAGCAGCACAUUGCCAAAGUGCAAGAAACCCUGGGGAACCAGGUGGACAGAGAAAAGGACUACCUAGCCCCGACCACUGUCCGUCAGCUGAUGGCACAGCAGGAGCUGGACCGUAUGAAGAAGGUUGGCGACGGACUCACUUUGCCUGGCCAGCAGAAGCAGAUGACGGUGGACAACAACAAUGCACUUCAUGGCCUCAGCCUGCCCUCCAGCUACCCAGGAAUAUCUGGCCUACCCCCAGUCCUGCUUCCUGGAGUGAACGGGCCCUCAUCGCUUCCUGUCUUUCCUCCCAACACCCCCGCUUUAGCGUCUCCCGGUGCUGGCAUGCUUGGGUUCCCUACACCAGCCACUCCCUCUCCUGCCAUGUCUCUCAGCACUACCCCAACCAAGACUCUUCUGCAGACUCCUCCUCCUCCUCCUCCUCCACCACCACCUCCACCUCCUCCUCCUCCUGUUCCCUCCACACCCCUGGCAGCAGUUAACCACACAGAGCAGCACGGUAAAGAAUCCGAGAGAGACCACGGCACCAAGAAGCCGGGAGACAGGCCCACGCAGACGAAGAACAAAGAGCGAGAGAACGAGGGUGGCUCGCAGCGCCCGGAGACCCCCAGCAUGGCCAAGAAGAGGGAGAGGAUGAGCGCCGCCGCGGCGAAGCAGAGCGAGGCGUCGCUGGACAUGGCUCAGCUGCAGGCACUGCAGAACGCCCUGGCGGCCAGUGACCCCAGCUCCUUCCUGGGGAACCAGUUCCUGCCCUAUUUCCUUCCCGGGUUCUCCAACUGCUUCUCGCCGCAGAUGCCGAGAGGGGUCCAAGGGGGCGGCUACUUCCCGCCGCUGUGCGGAAUGGAAAACCUGUUUCCGUACGGCCCGGCCGCGAUGCCGCAGGCCGCCGGCCUGUCCCCCACGGCGCUGCUGCAGCAGUACCAGCAGUACCAGCAGUCCCUCCAGGAUUCACUGCAGAAGCAGCAGCAGCAGCAGCAGCAGAAGCAGCUCGAGCAGCACCAGAAGCAGCAGCAGCAGCAGCACCACCACCACCAGAAGCAGCAGAAACCAACCCCUGUGAAGACAGCCCAGAGUGUGCAGAGCACCCCAGCCAGCAGCUCCUUCAAACCAAAAGUAGAAGCAAUGGAGACUAAGGAUGACACUAACAAAGGCUCUUCAACAGAAAGCACAAAGGAAGAACCGAAAAUAGAUACCAAAAGUACCGCCGAUUUUCCAGAUGCUUUUAUAGUACCGUCCGUCAAGCAUGAGUUUAUAUGCAGGAAGUGCCAGAUGAUUUUCGCUGACGAAGAUUCCGUGGUACGUCACCAGAAGUCCUUCUGUUACUUCGGACAUGCUUUUACCGACCCGCAAGAGACGGUGCUUCGAAAGGCAGUGAGCAAGUACACCUGUGUCGCCUGCAACGUGGUUGUUAAUGGGAACGAAGCACUUGGCCAACACCUUCAGUCGAGCAUGCACAAAGAGAAAACAAUCAAACAAGCAAUGAGAAAUGCCAAAGAGCAUACUAGAUUAUUACCUCACUCUGUCUGCUCCCCUACUCCUAACACCACAUCUACCUCGCAGUCUGCAGCUUCUUCUAAUAACACCUUUCCUCAUCUCUCUCGCUUGUCCAUGAAGUCCUGGCCAAAUGUCCUGUUCCAGGCCACCACAGCCCGGAAAGCUGCUUCCUCUUCCUCCCCGUCUGCCUCUCCUCCCCCCCCCCUUUCCUCACCUUCAACGGUUACCUCAACUUCCUGCAGCACCUCAGGGGUUCCAACCUCACUACCCACCGAGAGUUGUUCAGACGAGUCUGACAAUGAGCUAAGCCAGAAGCUGGAGGACUUAGAUAACGCGUUGGAGGUCAAGGCUAAGCCAACCUCUGGCCUAGACGCGAGCUUCAGUAGUAUAAGAAUGGAUAUGUUCAGUGUGUAGGAGUGAAAAAAAAGGAUCCCUUGCUUAUAGAAAAAAAUAAGACUUUUUAAACUGCAGUUCCAAAGUUUCUCUUAACCCAAAAAAUUACAGUACCAAAUGAUUGACUCAGGAUUGUUUUUCCCAUAUUGAUAUGCUGGCAAGAUAUUGAUUGAUUUUUGUUAUGGACAGAACUGUUGGAGAUGCUUGACUGAGCUUAUAUUGUAUACAAAAACAUGGAGUAGGAAAAAAAUCCCACAGGCUCCCUUGGGGGGGCUUGUUUCAAGCCAAAAACUCUCACGAUAGCAAAUUGCACCUCAGCUGGAUUGUUUUCCAAAUGCUAGCAUGUACUGUAUGGGAUGACGAUCCAGAACCCUCAAAGAGAAUCUCUCUUAGUUUAGAUAGGUGUAAUUCAGUAGCUUUAAAUUCUCAGGUCAGAACAUAACAUUUCUCAUUUGUUAAAGCAGCAAGCCUGGGUACACCUGGCUUAUAACCAAAACAUGUCAAGCUUUAUCUGACGCAUUUCCUUGAUGUGUAUAGAGUACCAAGAGACAAUAUAACUGUUACAAUGGACGAUGUGCAUAUCCUUUUAGUUUUUGACCUACAAAGACAGUAUGGUUUUGCCACUGAGGGAAUUUAGAAAGGUGACGUAAAUGUGUAUGAUGCCCCUGUGUUUGCCAGUUUGUAUUACAACAAACUGUAUCUAUUUCCCGCCCCCCCGCCCCGGCCCCCUUUUUUUCUUGUAGAGUAUACUAAUCUGUGCCAACUCUUACCUUCUCACCUUACCUCUGCUCACACCCUUUUCUGAAGAGGUAAUAAUUCUAGUUUUGAUAGACUCUUGAGGAUUAUGUGAAUAUAACAUGUUUCAUUUGUGAAUUGCUGUACUGUUAAGGUACCUGCUUGUGUCUGGACUAUAGUGCACUUAUUUUGUCUUUUUUUUUUUAAUUAUUGUUUGGGUAGAACAUUUGUUAAUUUAAUAGUUUUUUUUGUUUUUUUUCCUGUUUGUGUGUAUGUAUUUUUCAGUUAUAAUUAUUAUUUGUGUCUAUUGCAGCAGCAUAUUGGUCCAUUUGUUACAGGAUUGAUACCGAACUAUAGACCUAUUUAACAAUUGGUACAUCCAUGAAAGUAGUACUGUAUACUUGAAACUGUAAAGGUACAAGUUGGUCAUGAUAAAAAAAGAAAAAAAAAAAAGGUAUGAAUAUUUGCUCCAAGAUUGCAAAUAUGCUGCUUUAAAAAGGGGGACAACGGCAUUUGUUUUGUAUUGUUAAACAUGUUCACGUGCUUGUAGUACUCAACAACACAACAGUGUUAUACCUGUACCCUGCAUUCAGUGCAUAGGUCGCGAUCAUCCCACCAAUUCUCCAGGCACUUCUGCUGAUCUACCAUUCAAGUCAAUGUCCGGAUUUUUCCGCUUCUAGUGAUUUUCAGCAUUUCAAAGUAUUACCUAACAAAAUUUGCUGCUACUGUGUUUUAGUAGGAUAUAUAUAUUUUCUUUUCUUUCCCUUUUUUUUUUUUUUGCUUGCCAUGAAACUCAUCAUUAUCCAGUCAAAAAUACUGAUCCAUGAAUUGCUUUGCUUAGCUCUUUUUUAUUUUAUUUUAAUUUUAAUUUGCUGUGGAACUAAGAAUGUGAAAGCUGUCAAAGGGUGUUAAAUUUUUUACGAAUCACUUUCUAGUUUGGUAAUUAAAACCAAUGUGAUUCAUUCCAAAGUAACAGAAGGCUAUUUGUAUGAAAGAAAAAGGCUUGUGAACAAAGGAAGCUAAGCUGUUGUACAUAUUCGUAGUUGGCUGUGCAUGGUACAAAUUUAUUAAUAUGAAGAAAUGCAAAAAUGUAUUGCUUUUGGUAUUUCCUAUUCUGAGAUGAGCAAGUAGCAUGUAAUGCAACUGUUUGACAGGUUAAAUCAAAUCAUGCUUAGUUAUUGUUUCAAACGAUGAAAUCAACAUUUCCUCCUAUGUUUUAUUAUUGUACAGGUGUUUUUUUUUAUUUGUUCAAAGUUUAAAACAAAAUAUCAUUUUUUUUUAAUCUCUGUGUGAGCUUUUUAAAUGUUCUUAUUUGAAAUUUUUAGUAUUUUAACAUUUUACUUUAAUUCUGAAGACACUUUUCGAUUGUGUUUCAUAAGAGACAUCCUGGCCUACCAAGGUGCAAUUCUGCCAUUGUACAAACAUAAGCGACUGUCCUAAUUCCAAAGGCUUUCACAACUCUGGCUUUUUGCCUUUCCCCCCCACUCUGUGGCUCAGCAUCGAAAAGACUGAACUGUCGUGGCUAGCAUCAUGGGCUAAGAUGCUAGCAUUUGACAGGACGCUUCCCACACACAAGGACUGGUCAAAGCUAACAAACCAACAAAAAGGAUGGUCCACAAUAUAACUGUACAUAGAUAUUGCAACUGCACAGCAGCCAAAAAGAGAAAAAACAAAAAAACAAACUUUAAAAAAAAAUGGAUGGAUUGUUUCAUGUUUAUGGGGACAGCCUUCAAAAGGUUGAAAAUUGGAGUUCUUCUGGAUGUCAAAGGGAUUUUCACGGCGCAAUCUUAUCCUACACAAUAUGUACUCUUCAACAUCUGGGUUACAUAGGAAAUGCACCCUGAGGUUUUAAUAAGAAGAAGCCCCUAUGGCUAAAACUUUAAAUAAACUAAACCAAAAAUGUUAUUGAUGUUUUAUAUAUAGAGGGUAGUCGCAUUAGUUUUUGUUACUGUACUGUUUGAGGUCUCAACUGUACCGUAUCACGGUAAUAACAUGGUUUUGAAACCUUUUUUUUUAUUUUGUCACAGACCUGUUGUCAUAGUUGAAAUGACGUUUAUUGUAGAUGGUAUUUGAACAACUUCUGGAAAUAGUUCAUCAAGUAUGUUUGUUGCUCAUUGUUGUGAUACAUUAAAAACUGUAUCUGCAAA